Molecule: messenger RNA, 865 nt
Organism: Fomitopsis serialis
Lineage: Eukaryota; Fungi; Basidiomycota; Agaricomycetes; Polyporales; Fomitopsidaceae
Exons: 6
Coding region: 230-664 (144 amino acids)
Biological process (GO): glutathione metabolic process
Molecular function (GO): glutathione transferase activity
Source: RefSeq, a predicted model, not a curated record
GCAGAGCCGCGUCCGUAUGCGUAAGGCUAUGAUUGGCCACGACCGCCCCCCCACUCAACAAAGUCGCGUUUAGGUUUGCCUCUGUGAGACUAAUGAUUGGCGUGCGAUCACCGGCUGCGAUCGGUUGGCAUGGUUCAUAAGUGACAGAGUCACAUAGCUGGCGUUAUAUACGCAACACCGCACUCAACGUUCCUAACAACUUCGACUUCCUCCACAGAGUCAAGUCGCGAUGACCACGGUACCCAUCGUCGAACUCCUCGACAUCGAACUUCAGUACUUCUCGAUAUGCGGUCGCGGAGAACCGAUCCGCCUGCUGCUCGAGGACGCAGGGGUUGCAUACGUCGAGAAGAAUGACGAAGAGCAUUUCCACGCGAAGAAGUGGGAUCUCGACGAGUAUCGGUUCAACCAAAUGCCUAGGCUCAAGGUGAACGGGUUCUAUCUGGCCCAGCUAGACGCCAUCUUGCGCUACCUUGCCAAGGCAACGGGUUACGGCGGCAGCGGAAACCUUAAAGACGACGCCAUAGUCGACAUGCUUCAGGCUGCUUGCGAGGACCUUCAUUCUGCAUACUCCCGGAAUGUGUAUAGUGCCGAUGCGGCAACCCUGCUACCUGCGUUUGCUAAGCAAUAUGUGCCGAUCGUUAUGAAGCAAUGGAGCAUCUACUGAAACAAAGUGAAAGCUCGAGGGAUACUUGUGUACGAGCACCCGUCCUUCGCCGAGUUCCAUCUAUACUACCUCCUAUACGCCCUCGCGCGUCUCAACCCGAACCUUCUCGCCGACUACCCCAGCCUUGCCGCCUGGCGAGAGACGAUGGGUACGAGACCGGGCAUCAAGGCAUACGAAACAAGUGGAAGACGGAAGGAGAUG